Oncorhynchus gorbuscha (pink salmon) is the source of this 757-nucleotide messenger RNA. RefSeq names its product keratin-associated protein 4-3-like. The annotation marks the transcript as partial. The transcript has 2 exons. The record is from RefSeq and is a predicted model, not a curated record. NCBI's taxonomy places the organism in Eukaryota, Metazoa, Chordata, Actinopteri, Salmoniformes, Salmonidae.
AUGGCGUUGAAGGCGUGCACAGCCACGCAGUCGUCGGUGAACAGGGAGUCCAGGAGGGGAAUAAGCUCGCACAGCCUGAUUCUAACUCAGGAGAACAGAACCAUGCUGAGGGACUGUUACCGUGGCAGUCAGAAGACAGGCUGCUGUUACCGCGGCAGUCAGAAGACAGGCUGCUGUUACCGCGGCAGUCAGAAGACAGGCUGCUGUUACCGCGGCAGUCAGAAGACAGGCUGCUGUUACCGCGGCAGUCAGAAGACAGGCUGCUGUUACCGCGGCAGUCAGAAGACAGGCUGCUGUUACCGUGGCAGUCAGAAGACAGGCUUCUGUUACCGCAGCAGUCAGAAGACAGGCUGCUGUUACCGCGGCAGUCAGAAGACAGGCUGCUGUUACCGCGGCAGUCAGAAGACAGGCUGCUGUUACCGUGGCAGUCAGAAGACAGGCUUCUGUUACCGCUGCAGUCAGAAGACAGGCUGCUGUUACCGUGGCAGUCAGAAGACAGGCUUCUGUUACCGCGGCAGUCAGAAGACAGGCUGCUGUUACCGUGGCAGUCAGAAGACAGGCUGCUGUUACCGUGGCAGUCAGAAGACAGGCUGCUGUUACAGCGUCAGUCAGAAGACAGGCUGCUGUUACCGUGGCAGUCAGAAGACAGGCUGCUGUUACCGUGGCAGUCAGAAGACAGGCUGCUGUUACCGUGGCAGUCAGAAGACAGGCUGCUGUUACCGUGGUAGUCAGAAGACAGGCUGCUGUUACCGUGGCA